This is a messenger RNA of Colletotrichum abscissum, 882 nucleotides long. RefSeq lists its product as uncharacterized. NCBI's taxonomy places the organism in Eukaryota, Fungi, Ascomycota, Sordariomycetes, Glomerellales, Glomerellaceae. The transcript is spliced from 5 exons. The coding region runs from base 1 to 882 and encodes 293 amino acids. The record is from RefSeq and is a predicted model, not a curated record.
AUGUCGGCCAGAAAUGGUGCUUCGGGCAUCAGCAAAGAGGAUCCCGAAGCAGACAAGAAGCUGCUAGGCAAGCGCAAAGAAGUUCUGGUAGGAAUAUUGAGGCGUUACCUGAACCAUCCGGACACCAAGCAUGAUCACAUCGACGCUUUAAGGGAUGCUCUCCUUCCCAAAAUUUCUUAUCUCAGCGACAUUGAUGCAAGACUUGAACUCGCCAAGUCUUGGUGCCGCAGUUCGCAUUCGGCCUAUUGCAAGUAUCAUAGAAGAGACUUUGAAGUUGUGGAUAAACUGGCGUGGGCAUCACUCAUGAUGGCGCCGAUGGAGGCCAUUCGCAAAUUCCACGAUGAAGAGUGUACGGACGAUGGAUAUCCUUCACAAUCAGAUAUGUGCUACCUCGGAGAGUCUGCUAUUUUUCUUUCCAGGAUGAUUGGAGAGCUGUUUCCCAAACGUGGUUAUCUUCCGGCUCACCAUUACGAGCCCAAGGAUGGCCUCAACGCGGUCGAAGUAAAGGACCAUCCGAGAGGCGAUAUCAAACAAGCUAUUUCGCUGGCUACCGUCUUCUCUUUGGCGAACAUGAUCUCCCUCAACCAGAUACUCUCGAAAUGUGUUGGCAGGCUCGAAUCUGUCCGAGGGUCCUACGCCAAAGUGGUGUGCAUCGACAUGGACCCCCGCAUGGUCUCUCGGGAGAGACUCACUCAGUCUGGAAAGUCUCUUCGCAUGGUCCACUUUGAAACACGUGAGUCCGUCGAGGACGGCUAUGAGUUCGACAUUACUGCGGCCAAGAAGGAAGAUCUCCCAGACUUUGGACUGCUCAAGGUUCGGUACAUCCUUUCCAUAGCUUUGUCACCGACGGGCGAGGGGCUAGCCGAGGACGAUCAGCACUGA